Molecule: messenger RNA, 624 nt
Organism: Ochotona curzoniae (black-lipped pika)
Lineage: Eukaryota; Metazoa; Chordata; Mammalia; Lagomorpha; Ochotonidae
Product: butyrophilin-like protein 2
Exons: 2
Coding region: 97-624 (175 amino acids)
Biological process (GO): regulation of cytokine production; T cell receptor signaling pathway
Cellular component (GO): external side of plasma membrane
Molecular function (GO): signaling receptor binding
Source: RefSeq, a predicted model, not a curated record
UUAAAGGUGAUUGGACCUUCCCAGCCUAUCUAUGUGAGGGUGGGAGAAGAUGUGGAGGUGACCUGCUACCUGUUCCCAAAGGUGAAUGCACAGAAGAUGGAGGUGAGGUGGGUCCGAUCCUGGCGCUACCCUGCCGUCCAUGUUUAUAUGGAUGGGAGCGAUGUGGCUGGGGAGCAGAUAGCAGAAUACACAGAGAGGACUUCUUUGAUGAGUGAUGCCAUCCAAGAGGGCAGACUGACCCUGAAGAUACACAACACCAGCAUUUCAGAUGAUGGGCAGUACCGAUGUCUUUUUGAAAAAGAUGAUGUCUACCAGGAGGCCAGUAUGGAUCUGAAAGUGAUAGGUGUGGGCUCCUCCCCACUGGUCACCAUGAAGGAGGGAGAAAAGCUGCUGAAGUGCACUUCAGAUGGGUGGUUCCCGCAGCCAAAGGUGCAGUGGAUGGACCGAGAUGGAAAUGUGAUGCCCUCAUUCUCUGAGGCUCUGACACAAGGCAGCCAUGGGCUCUUCCACGUGGAGACACUUUUACUGGUGGAAAACCACAUCAUUGUGAAUGUGACUUGUUGCAUUAGCAACCCCCUGCUGGGUGAGGAAAAGAGGACUACUUUUUCUUCCCCAGGUUGGUGA